Alternaria ventricosa is the source of this 2355-nucleotide messenger RNA. RefSeq lists its product as uncharacterized. Bases 1 to 2355 code for a protein of 784 amino acids. The transcript has 5 exons. The record is from RefSeq and is a predicted model, not a curated record. NCBI's taxonomy places the organism in Eukaryota, Fungi, Ascomycota, Dothideomycetes, Pleosporales, Pleosporaceae. Gene Ontology annotation, cellular component: nucleus. Gene Ontology annotation, molecular function: zinc ion binding; DNA-binding transcription factor activity, RNA polymerase II-specific; DNA binding. Gene Ontology annotation, biological process: regulation of DNA-templated transcription; DNA-templated transcription.
AUGGAGUCGCCGGGAACGCCCGCCGUGCCAGAGACUGCUGCUAAGAAGCGCAGAAGACCACUUAACGCCUGCGCUACUUGCCGUGCGAGAAAGGUCAAGUGCGAUGAACGCCCAAACGGCUGUCUGAACUGCGAGAGGCUGCAGCUCGACUGUGUGCAGAAUGGCGGUGUUUCGACUGCCGCGAAGAGACCAAGCACGGCGUACGAGCCUGUUGUAGGCAUCAAGCGUAAACGGACAUUCCGAUCCUGCAUUCCUUGUCGAGACUCCAAAGUCAAGUGCUCCGGCGAACGACCGAACUGCAUAAGAUGCCAGCAGCGCAGAACCUCAUGUGUAUACGAUGCUGAGCAGGUGGAGCCAGCCUGGGUACAGAGCAUUGCGACUCCUGCAUCAGACACACACGCCGACUCCGUAAUGAUACCUCCACAUACUCCGCGGGAUUCCCGAGAACCUUCUAGGCUACUCGGCUCACUAUCGAGUAGCGAGCCUGCUGUAGCGGGGUGUCCUCCGGGCCUACUAUGGUUGUUUUCCCAGCAGCUACCACCCAGAAUCAAACUUCAUGCGUUGUUAGAUGCUUACUUCAACAACGUCCACCCAAUCCGCGUGUUCGCGUUCGAGCACAAGCCCUCGUUCAUUCGAAUGCUAGACGAAGGACAGCUCGUGGAUGCGUCCGAUCAAGCCCUCUUGCACAUAAUGUGUGCACUGGGUGCUCGAUUCUACGCUCUCGACUACAGUGAGUCGUUCUCGCCCUUGACCAAAGAUCUGAUCCAGUCAGCCGGAAGCCAGUGGGCUAAAGUCGCGGAAGAGAUGUUCUUCGCUGAUUACAGCACCAUCUCAAUCACCAAACUCAAGGUCUUGGUCUUGCUUCACGACCAAGAAGCUCGCAAUGGCAACUAUGCUGGGUCUUUUCUUCUUACCGGCCUUGUCAUCCGUAUGGCGCAUGCUUUACAGCUCAACAAUGAAGUGUCACCAGAUGUUCUUUGUAAGGAAUUAGGAGGAAGUCCAAAUGAGGUUUCUGUGCGAGAGUCUCGUAGAAGGCUCAUGUGGGCAUGCUAUAUGAUUGAUGUCUGGGCUGGUAGUGGCGUCGACCACCUCACUAUACUCAAUGAAAGAGACCUCAAGAUCCAGCUCCCUUGCAACGAGCGUCAGUUCUCACUACAGAUACCAUGCAUUACGGAGCGACUUGAGAGGGGUACGUUACUGGAGCUCAUGUCUCCAGAGGAUAUCCCAGAGAAACCAGCGGACAAUUUGGGUAUGGCUGCGUACUACGUGCGCAUCGUCAGUAUUUGGCGACGUGUUUUACGGUUUGUGAAGCACAUGGACGAGGAGCAACCGCCGUGGCUUCCAGAGUCAGGGUUCGCCGUCCUUAUCGAGGAUAUCCAGUCGUGGAAACAAAGUCUGCCAUCCUGGCUAGACUUCUCCGCGGACAACAUCUACAUUCGGCGCGAAACUCAUCAGCUAGGUGCCCUCCUCCUCAUCCACUGCAUGUACCAUCACGUUAUGUGCGACGUCCACAGGAUCGCUCUCCCUGACCUGUUCAAAAACCAGGAGCCGUUCGUCUUCCCUACUGAUCGACAGGCGUUCGUAAGUCAUCUGCAAGACGUCUGCUUUGAGCAUGCGCAGCGUAUGUCGGUUCUAGUCUCACACAUACUCCAACACGGUGUCAAACACUUUGCGGACUCUAUACUGCCGUCGUUCGUUUACAACAGUAGUCGCAUCAUGCUCUACUACAUCGCUCGGAUCCUGGACGUAUCAAAGCCCGACGCAGGAACUGUUAUUGGUCGUACAGUCGAGCUAGUGCAGUACAACAACCAGGCUUUGCGGGAGAUGGCGUUCAUGUACCCACUUGCUGAAUCGUUAUGUAUCACCUCCGAGCGCUGGUUGGAUACUGUACGCGACAGUCUGGCUCGUGGUCACUCUGCUGACUACAUUGCGCCUCAGGAUCCAUCAGAGAAUGAAGCGCGGCGCAUUGUCGGCGCGCCUGCGCCGAUGGCGGGCACUCCUAGGCAGCGAAACGCUGCCAUUUCGGUUAUCCCUCCCGUUGAGGAGAUACUCUCGGCAACUUCGCCUUCAACUCUUCGCACGGCUACUACUCGUUAUCCAUUCUCGGCGCCUACCACUGGUCAGGGCGCUUCUACUGUUACAUCAGGCCAGGCCAUGACAACACCAUCUGAGAAUGCGGUAGGACCAAUAUACUCUUCCCCCAGCGCGCCAGCUGCUUUCGAGCAGCCCAUGUUCAACCUGGACGACCUCCAGAAUUUCUUCGGAUGGGAAGCAAGUGAUGAUGAGAACGUGCAGUCUACUGGGUUCGAGGGCUUUGGUCCGCUGGGCUGGGCAAAUAAUUUCUCCAUCAUGUAA